Molecule: messenger RNA, 3985 nt
Organism: Podarcis lilfordi (Lilford's wall lizard)
Lineage: Eukaryota; Metazoa; Chordata; Lepidosauria; Squamata; Lacertidae
Source: the annotation of a GenBank genome assembly
GGUUAGGGGGCGCAAAUUACUUGCCUUGCCCCGGAUGCUGACAACCCACGCUACGCCACUGCAGGCCCCAAAAGAUGGUUGACCCCUGGGCUACUGCCUGCGCUGGGAAUUGACAGCUCAGCAGCCGAGUAAAACCCACAGCCAGACCAGGUUACCAACACAGCAUGGGACACAGGAGGCACAUUGCCAAGGACCCCCUCAUACCUGGAGUCAACCUGAAGUCCUGCCCUACACCAUAAUGUAAUAGUUUUAGGUUCAAUGUCUUGAGACAAGAACUAGUUCGCUAACUACCUCAGAAGCCAUUCCACAUCCUUCUUGGACUAGGGUCAUGGGAUAAAAACUUCUCUAUGUCAGGUUUUACCCCAUUAGUAGAGAUAACAUCUCCCCAAAAUGUCUGUUCAGUGAUCCCAAAAACACAAUGUUCUUUAUUUAGUUUAAUUUCCUGCUGCAUCUAAGACCUUCCCAAGUGUUAGAUCAUGUUCACCUUUGACAGAGUACUGCACAAUAUCAUCUACUGAAGUGUCAAUUCCAUCGGUGUGCUCAUAUAUCAUGUGUAUGGUUCUAUAGUACAUGUCAGCUGCUGAAGCAACAUCAAAUAGGUGUCACAGAAAGUAAUACCUCUCAAAGGGGUAUUGACUGUGAAGUGUUUGGGUUGUCCUCUGUGAGCAUUUGCAAAUUGUGCCAUGAUUUUCUCUCUAGUGGGGAGUUUGAAAUACUCAAUCUUGAUGGCCUUAAGGCUUCUGGCAUCACCCAUUCUGUGGGUUCCUCAAUCUUCUUUAUGACCUGUAAAAAACCCCAUUCUUGAGAACUUCUCUCUGAGUUUGUCACAAAGUGCAAAAUGCACUUUUCUGCACGGAUGGAUCUCUGAGGACAUUACCGUAUUUUUCUGUUUAUAAGAUGCCCCCAUCUAUAAGACGACCCCUAUUUUUUUUGAACCCCAAAUUAAGAAAUCAAUAUUUUAAACAUCAAACAGAACAACUUUGGUAUUUUAUUAACUAUUCAAAGCACCAGAACCAGCGUAGCAACGGAGGGGCCCCCACCAACACCUGAGAUUCACCAUCCAUGUAUAAGACGACUCCUAAUUUUGGACUAAAUUUUUAAAGGAAAAAACAUUGUCUAAUACAUGAAAAAAUAUGGUAGUUUGUUUAUUUAUUUGGAUAGUAUGUUCACCUGGUAAGUAGCCAAGUACUUCAAAUAUAUUUUGAUAACACAAAAUCAGUGUGUCAUAUUCCUGUUUUCCAUUGUCUUGCAUGGUCAGUUCCCAUUUAAUUAUGCUAAGUCUAUUUAGGAAUUAUAAUAAAUGGCAAGCUAUAUUCAGUGUCUUUGUAUCUGGUGCUGCCAAUAUGGUGUCCCUUUACUGGUAAUAGUCCAUUAGUUAAAUAAUUGUUGAAAGUAUUUUUCACCUAAAUUGGAGUCUUUCAUAAUCGCCGGACAACAUAUUAACCUGAGCACCCAUGUCUAGCUUAAAGGCUGACAUUGUUCCUUGCAUUUCCACUAGCUGAUUCCAGUCCUUCCAGCCAUGCUCCCUGCCCAAUUCUACUACACCCAUAUAAAACUAUUUCUUAUCAACCUGGAGUUUCAGAAAUUGUGAUAGGGGUGGUGUGUGCCAUGAAGUGGGAACUGCCUCCCUGCCCUCUGUGACCACCUACACCAGGGGUAGGCAACCUAAGGCCUGGGGGCCAGAUGCGGCCCAAUCGCCUUCUCAAUCUGACCCAUGGACGGUCCGGGAAUCAGCGUGUUUUUACAUGAGUAGAAUAGGAAUUCGUUCAUAUUUUUUUUUCCAAAAUAUACUCCGGCCCACCACAUGGUCUGACCGGUCCACGGCUAAAAAAGGUUGCUGACCCCUGGUUUAUUUCAACUCUUGCUUGCUCAUUCCUUUGGAACUGGCAGCUGGGGUGUUUAUUUCCACAUUUUGUAUCCAAUCUUUGCAUAAGCUUACAUCUAACAAAAAAGUGUCUUUUAAAAGUUGCAGAAUCACACUGGUAUUCAAAUGCAUCCUGCCUCCAAGCAGUUGCCAACAGUUCCAAACGACCAGUACCCUGGAGUUAUGAUUUGUGUUCUUCUGAGCGUUCAAAGCAAGCUGCAUUCUAACUGCCUCAGAACUCCAAGGAGCAGUUGCUACUGUGCUCCGACCAGCUUCACUCUUUUCAGGUCCUCUCCUAGAUCAGAUGCUGGAAGAGAAAGACCUGGAAGAAGCCGUCGCUCUGGAAAAAGACUGGUUGAAUAACUGAUUCACACAGGUGCAUAUAUGCAGCGCUCCUCAGUUCCCCACCAACAUAGCAGUGUCUUCUCAGAUAGGAACAAACUGGCUUUUAUUUCCUUUUGUCCUGUCUGAGAGCCACUUUUAGGCUUUUCACAAUGUGUGUGUGUGUGUGUGUGAGAGAGAGAGAGAGAGAGAGAGAGAGAGAGAAUGAGGACUAAAGCCAGAAAGGAUUCUUUCCUGAACAGGAGCUGUAUUGGUCUGUUGCACCAACUUUCUUUCAAGGGUAGAAUGCAUAACUUUGGUGGGAUCAUGCCUGACAUUUUACCAAUGGAGAGGGAAGGGAGGGGAGCAUAGGAAUGCAGAGGAGGAGUGGACUAGACAAGAGCCCAAUUAUCUGCAUGGAGGGGGUCCCUAGAACAAAAGGGGUUGUGCCGUUGUGCAAUUUCUUCACCCCUGGGGAAGUCUGAUUCCUGGCACAGGUACAGCAGACUUUUCCAUUCCUACAUCUCAAGGUGGGAAAUGCAGAAUUUGCCCUAGAAGGAUGGCAUUGUUUUAGCUGCACAUCACUAUUUGCUCAAACUUUCGGAGAUGUCCAUAUGAUACUGUGCCUAAGUAUCUAACGGUUAUCUUUUGUCUGUCUUUUUCUCCAGCAUGCCUUCUAUCGCCAGCCUUGCCAGCACUAAAGCGGAACUUCCACCCCAGGCGCAUGAUGGGUCCUUCCCAGUCCGCCUGCUGUGCAGGGUGUCCUGCGUGCAACUAGCUGCCUUUCUUCUGGCUGUCCUGGGCUGCCUAAUGAGCAUCUGCUCCACAUCUGCCAACCUUGACUGAAGAGUGUGGCAAGUAGACAGAAUCAUGGGCAGCAACCAGCAGGGCAUUGUGGGCAGUGGCAUCUGGGGUGCCUGUUCUGUAAGAAGAGUUACCAUGAAGAAAACCAACAUGAUAUGUAUACCAUUCAAUGAUGAGGAGUCCCUGCCAGCUGAAAUCAUCGUGGCCCAGGACUUGAUGCCAAUGGCCUCAGUGGCCACUGCGGUGACCGUUCUUUGCAUGGCCUUUGCUCUAUGCAACAUCUUUGAGCCAGGAAAAGACGAGAAUUUCAUUGAUACCUUCUUUUCAAUUGGAGCAAGGAUAGAGUUGGCAGCGGGUACUUGUGUACUGAUUUCCAUUUCAUGGAAUCUUCACUCUAUAUUAACAAAUGAAGGAAUUCCGCUUCCGGAGGUUUUGGGAGUGCCUCUGAUUCCCACAGAACAACGUGCUGGAAUGGCCAUCUAUGUUGGGUUUCUUGCUGCAGCUUCGCAGCUUUUAAGCGGAACUCUGGUUCUGGGUGAAAAAUAUUUUUGGAAAAUGAGUGAAAUAAACCCUUCCAGGCAAAAAUUUGUAAAUGACCCAGAAAGUGUUACAGACACUGAAAACCCAAAGUUGAGGAUGAAAUACAGACAGUACUUCUCUUCUGUGACACUGGAAUGUGAAGAAGAAAAACCCACUAUCUGGCGGAGAUGUCAAAGUCAUAUUAAAAUGGAAACCGUGCCAGGCUCACUAGCAAUAUGGCUAAGGAACGGUUCCCGUCCUGUGACUGGCUUUUUUUAAAUGGAAGCAGGGGACAUUGUGUAUAUUUAUUUUCUUAUGCAUAUUCUCUUGUUGUUUUUAACUGAAUGCUUCUGGGAUGCUUACAGCAUAGGGUUAACUAUAAAUAGGAGGAAUAAAUGAAAAGUAUAAAACUGUUAUAUUUAGAUAUUAAUUUAUGCUAUAUCUCUUUUAGCAAUAAAAAGAAUGUUAUCUCAUCGC